UCCAGUCCCAGUCCCAGGAUAACUCCACAGCCACACCAACUAGCAACCAGAACUCUUCCAUUCAAAAGCCUACUACUAUGGCCACCAUGGCCCCAACAUCCAGUAGUUCAACGACCGUCUCAGUACCAGUCCUGGAAAGUGGCACCAAAGCAUCCACAACCCCCAAAAUGACGUCAGCUGCAGCUCAGCAGAAUUUCACAACACUGUCCUCCAGCCUGGGUAAGAAACCCACUGGGGACAGCCCCACCACCGCCAGUGGCACCGAGGUCAACAGCUCUACGCAUCCAGCGUCCUCUGUGGCCUCAACCAGCCCUGCAACCACAGGCCCCCAGAGUGGAGACAAAGCAUCAACUCUCUCUGGAGACCAGAGUAAUGGUCCUGUGGCCACUAAGCCCAUGACCACUCAGGGAGGAGACCAGCUGACCACACAGGCUGCAACCUCUGCUCCUCAUGUGUUCAUCACAACAAGCCCUCAUCCAUCGACUAAUGUCACUUCAGAGGCCCCAGAGAGCCCUCCUGAGGGACAAUCAGGCUCAGUCAUGGAGACUACAAGCUCAAGUCCAAGAUCCAGCCUUGACCUCACCCCCACAAUGCAAGAGAUGUUCACCUCACAUACACUGCCAGGCACCUCUCAAGGGCCUCAGCAGCCCUUCAGCCAGAUGCCACCCAGCCCAGAACCAUCUAUCUCUGUGGCACUGCAGCCCACCAGCUCUGCAGCAAGAACUCAGGCCACACCUGCUUUCUGGGAGCCCACAGGGCUCAACACUAAGUUGGCUCCAACCGCUCCCCAAGGCUUCAGUACCCCCUCUCCCACGUGGACUGUUGGGAAGAACAAGGUAAAAUGUGAUCCUGCUGUAAAGCCAAGUGAUGACUUGCUCAUUCUGAACUUCACGACGGCCAGCUUCUGCGCAGGGAGUCCUCCAGAUGACAAGCUCGUCUCUCUGCUCUGCCAGUCAGUCAAAGCCAACUUCAAUCCGGCUCAAGAUGAGUGCACUAUAACGCUGGCAUGUGUUCUAGAAAGCCAGGCUGUGGCAGUGAAAGGAAUAACUAUUGAAACAAAACUGCUUCCCAAGGAUGUGUAUGAACGGCUGAGGGACAAGUGGGAUGUCCUAAAGGAGGCGGGAGUCAGUGACAUGCAGCUGGGAAAUGACAGCCCCAUAGAUGAUGAGGAUCACCUCAGCAUACCCCUCAUCAUCACCAUUGUCUGCAUGGCCUGCUUCUUGCUGCUUGUUGCAGCCCUCUAUGGCUGCUGCCACCAGCGCCUUUCCCAGAGGAAGGACCAGCAACGACUGACAGAGGAGCUGCAGACAGUGGAGAAUGGCUACCAUGACAACCCAACCCUGGAAGUGAUGGAGACUACUUCAGAGAUGCAAGAGAAGAAGGUAGUCAACCUUAAUGGGGAGCUGGGAGACAGCUGGAUCGUGCCCCUGGACAACCUGACUAAGGAUGACUUCGAUGAGGAAGAAGAUACACACCUCUAACUGGGUCUGCUGACCACCUCCCAACAGCAUCAGAGCUCGAUUGACCACCUGAAGUGCCAUUUGGACCGAGGAGGAAAAUUCCUCUCUAUUAGAGAAGGGAAAGACGGAGAGAGUGGGGACUCUGAGGAUUACCAUUUCCUAAUCCCCCAGGGCCUUAAUUUUUUCCUUUUCAAGCAAACAAAUCACAUUAUGUCUAGAUUCCACUUAUAAAACAAUCCUGUAGUGCCUGAGUUCAGAGCUGCUGGAACGUGACUAAGAGAAAGAGGAGAAAGCCAUGUAAGGGAGUUUAGAGGUCCUCUAUAGAAUCCUUUCAUUUUGUGGGUGAGAUGACUAAGGCCGAAAAGACUUGCCAAGUAACUUGCAUAGGGUCACUUGGUGGCAAAUAGUUCUCCCUUUGGUCUAGUGCUUGUUUGUAUCAUGCCACAUUGCUGUGUUCACCCAGGCCUCUCCCAGGCAGGGGAUGAUACUCCAAGGGGUGGGAAGGACAACGCGUCUGUAUCCUGUCUUGUGGGAUCUGAUUGUUCAAAGGAUACUGCUUGAAUUUCCAUGUCCAACCCCAGACUUGUCUUCUAGUGUCCCUUCUACCUUCCACUCCCCACAUCUUUACUUACCUUGCUUUACUCACUGUAUCUCAGAGUCCCUGCAAUUAGCCCCCCCACCCCCCACCCCGUUUCUGGAUUUUGUUUGGUUCUGAUUUUCCUGUAUUUGCCUAAUGAGAUUGAGACUUACCUCACACCCUGUGAAAGGUCUGCUUAAGGGAUGGGAAGGUGAGAAGGGGCUGCUUCUCAUCCCAGGUUAAACAGCUCAUAGCAGCCAAGUUGAGACUCAGCACUAACACUAGCCUAUUCCAAGGCAAUUCUUGAAGAUAUUCUCCAAUAUCUCCUACCAGGGACUUAAAAUCUAUAGCAACUACUGAAAACAAGAUGCCUUUUUUUUAAAAUUCACUGCUUGUUGAUGGGGUAAAUCCAUGAGGAAGGCCUGGUGUCAAAGAGCAAGUCUAGAGAACAGAUCUAUCCCAGGGCCUUGAUCAGCAAAUGCAUCUCAAUAGACAAUCCAUUGAAACAGCUACAAGUUGGGCAUUAUUGUUUCACAGGGAAUCAGGGACUUUUCAAGUUGCUGAGUAUUGUUUAAUUCAGCUUUCCACUGCCAAAGCUUGAACAAUGGAGACUAAUCUCACUAAUUUGGCUUCUCCUGCCAAAGAGAAAGGAAGGUUCAGAACACACAGUGCAGUGCAUCUUAUUAACAUGACAGUUUCCCAUUCUUUGGGCCUACAGCUAGGCUUUGCUCUUCUCUGUUCUUGGUGGGGCCACUAUAAUUUUCCCUAGCUCCUGGUGGCAUCUCAGGGAAACACAAAGCCAUUUCAGUAUCUCAGCACAGUGUUGUUAAGCUGAGCAGUCAGCUGCCUUGUAGGUUCCUGCAGACUAGACAUAGGGAAGUUUCAUCUAGUUCCCUGUAUGAAAAUUUCAACUUGUGACAUAUCUAUCGCUCCAGGGUGUAAAUUCCUUGGAACCAGCUCUGGACUUUGGGGCAGCUUACUUAAAUAAACAGUGGAGUUCACAGGGGCCUGGUCCCUUUUUUAUAGCAGUAACUGCUCUAAUGCUCCAGGAGAUAAUAAGGAAGCCCCAGAGUCUCCCAAGAGUUGAGAGAUGCUAAGUACGGCAAACCAGGGUCUAAACACGUGCCCUGCUUCUCUUAGGAGGUAGAAAUGGGUUAGGAUAGAAAGCAGUGCUAGUUUUGGGGUCAAUAGAGAUCUUGUUACUCUGGAAAGAGAUCUGCUUCCUUCCUUGUUGCCCAGCAUUUGGUUCUGUCCCUAUUUCUGUCACAGUGGACUUGGGUGGUUCUGAAUUAUAAUCACCAGCAGUUUGACAGUGAAAACUUUUCCCUCAAACUGGUGAAAGGCUGUAACUGACAUGCUUCAGAUAAAAGCCCAAUGUCAGCAGGAGGGAGCAGAAAUGCUAUCUGGUAAAGAGGAAUGACCAUGGCGGAGCCCACAGAGAGCCUGAGGAAGCUUGAGGAUGACCUAAAGUUCCUUACUUAAGUCUAAUUUGUGUUGCUUUUUUUGAGCGCGAUUUUAGAAUUAGCUACCUGGCCUUGGCUUGCUGUCACUUAAAUAUCAUGGGUCAUACCAGCAACAUACCAUCGAUAGGUCAUAGCAGUAGCAUCUCUGAGUCUUCUUUCUUCACCUUCACUGGGUUUUCGGUGCUCUGAUAAUCUGGACCAAGAAGAGGUAAGAGGAACAGGGCCUCAUCAAGACUUUACAAUCAGUUGUACCAAAGAAAUUAGCGCUGUUACAGUGGCAAACUGGUUUCCUCAAAGCUGCAAAAAGCACAGGCUUGAGUAGUUUGGUGGGACUACACAGAAGGCAUCACGCUCUUGGGAGAAUCCUGCCAGCACUGAGCAUUCCUGCUUACAAAGGAGGUACAGACUAGAGUCUGCUUCAAUCUAGGUAUUUCUGGGGUUUUUUUCCCUUCUAAAGAAAGCUUGAGCUUUAUCACUGGGGGUGGGGAGAAUACACUAAAAACUUGGAAGAACAAGUUUAAACACAUACUCGUAUUUUAUGACAAUGUAAAUAUUACAGCCACAUAUUAAUUUUCCCCUCACUGCUUAAAGUGAAUACUUUGAAAAACAGGUUAGUUAAAAGAGCUAUUUUCCCCCUCUGAACAAGGAUGUAAAUGUCUAUUACUAGAACUGACAGUUUUUUUUUAAUGAAAAAAAUUACAACUGGUGAUAAAUAUGUAUGUAUCUUAUAUAUAGGGCUUUAAUUUUAAAAGUCCCAGUACCACUGUAGUGAGGGCUAGAGUCAGUUGCUUAGGCUGGAGUAAUUCUGUUAUCCACAAAGGUAGCAAAUUGUUUGAAAUCAUACAGGCAGUGACAGAAACGAUGUUAAAACCUGAGUCCAUGAACUUAAUGUCCUCUGAAGGUCUGCUACUCAAGGCACCAGAAAUUGGUAUCAUUCCUUCCCCCAAAUUCUUGGCAAGAUGGGGGAGAGGAUGAAGGCAAAAAUGGUAAUGCUACUGGUCCUUUACAUUUCCUCGGGGCAUUUGGAUCUUCCUGCCCAGACAGCUGAACUGAGCUUGCAUUUAGCAGAGCCACGGAUCAAAGGGAACAAGAUAGGAAACGGCAGAGAAGACAAGCAAAACCAGGGUGCAACUUGUUGCUGCCACUAGGUGAGUCCCUCAGGUCUACUGAAAACCCAGCAUUGGGGAAGAGAGGGUUCCCAUUUCACAGGGGUUUUCUUGUUACUAGUGAAAUAUUAAGUAGUUUGCCUAGGAGAUGGAGGGAACAAGUGUCUUGGUGGACAGGGGUCUGAAGUACACUGGAAUUUAUAAGAGAGACUUGUUUGUAAAGACUAUAUAAUUGCAUUUUCUUACAAAAUAUAUUUUGGAAAAUUGUACACUGUCAAUUAAAAUGCUUUUGUCUAAGUUC
Messenger RNA from Dipodomys spectabilis (banner-tailed kangaroo rat), 4907 nucleotides. It is a transcript of the gene Podxl, whose product is annotated as podocalyxin like. Gene Ontology annotation, cellular component: apical plasma membrane; microvillus membrane. The record is from RefSeq and is a predicted model, not a curated record. Gene Ontology annotation, biological process: negative regulation of cell-cell adhesion; cell migration; positive regulation of cell-cell adhesion mediated by integrin. The coding region runs from base 78 to 1481 and encodes 467 amino acids. The transcript has 7 exons. Lineage: Eukaryota; Metazoa; Chordata; Mammalia; Rodentia; Heteromyidae.